This is a messenger RNA of Plodia interpunctella (Indianmeal moth), 9503 nucleotides long. RefSeq lists its product as uncharacterized. The coding region runs from base 246 to 7157 and encodes 2303 amino acids. Lineage: Eukaryota; Metazoa; Arthropoda; Insecta; Lepidoptera; Pyralidae. Gene Ontology annotation, molecular function: RNA polymerase II cis-regulatory region sequence-specific DNA binding; DNA-binding transcription factor activity, RNA polymerase II-specific. The record is from RefSeq and is a predicted model, not a curated record. The transcript has 5 exons. Gene Ontology annotation, biological process: regulation of DNA-templated transcription.
CCAUCUUUUAAUCUUUGAUGUGUUGUGUUGUUAACAAAAAUUGUUACAAAAAUAUUAUUAACUUCUUCAUAGAUUAAAACCAAAAAUUACGUAAAAAGAAAAUUAAUCUCCUACUCGUCCACCUAUUCUCCACUUGUUACAGUCAAGUAUGUAUGGUGUUUAUCAAAAGUGUCACAGUAUGAUUAUCGUGUUCUACAAAAAAGUUUCACUGUAUUCUUUGCUAUUGACCUAGAUGAAGAGUUCAAAUGGAUAGAUUGAACCAGUUGAGAGGUGAAGCGGGUGGAUCUCGGGACUCCACCUUGGACACCUCGUCGCCUCCAAGCGAGGCCUUUAUGACGGCUAAUGAGAGCUCCAAAUACUUUUCCCUGUCGGAAGACUCUGAAUUCGACAUUUCUCCAAUAAAAGACACGUCUUUAGCGGCCCCGGAUCCUGAAACAACUGUAACCGAUGACCAUCUGAUAUCGAACCUGUCUCCUAUUGGAAAGAAGUCUGACUUAGAUAGUUAUAAAAUUGGGAAGCAAAUUGAAGCAGCUAAUAUACUGUCUGGUGGGGUAGAUAUUUUUGAGGAUAAUGACAAUUCUAAUGACGGCAAUGAACUGAUAAUUGAUGAUAACGCUGAUGAAGAUAAAUCUAAUGAAUUGAUAUUAGUUGAUACUGCAGAGUUCAAGGGUGAUGAAGAAACUUUAGAGAAUGUUUCGGAGACUGAUACACCCAUUAAGGACACUGAGGUAGUGCUGCAGAUAGAUGGUAAAAAUGUAGAUGCAAUAGAUAUUGGCAACGGACUGUAUUUGUAUAGGAAGGAGGGGGAGGAAGAACUGGCUGCGGUUCAGAUAAUUGACGAUGACCAGCAUCAGCCCAGCUUCAAGUUCCUGAAAGUACGGGAAAAUGCUGAAGGCAAUCUGGAGGUGUAUGAAGAAAUACAGAUAGAAGUUCCAAAAGAAUUGCCUGCUAAAGGAGGAAAGAAUACUGAUAAGAAUAUUUCACAUCUCCCCAUCAAGGACAUAAACAAGGUGAUAAGUGAACCAACUAGCGAUGUUGUAGAUAAGGCAACCAAAAUACCACAAGUAGAAGUCUUCGCUACUCCAUCCAAAGAUUUAGAAGCAGAUUCAAAUAAAGAUUUACAAUCAGAAUCUAAAGAAGUCAAUUUAAAUACGAAAAUUAAAUUGAGUGAAGCAAGGAAGUCACCUGUUAUUGGGAGCUUCACACCAAUGACAUAUCAUUCAACACCUAACAAAGAAGGUAAACCAUUGACAAAAACCAUGGUAGAUCUUCAACUACAUCCAAGCAGGCAUUCUGAUAAUGUGAAGAAAACUAUUGAAGUACAUACUGAUAAUUCAAAACAAAAAUCGUCUGAAAUUCCUAGCAAGAGUGCAAAAGACAAUGAGAGCAAAUCUCCUGACAGUAAGUUUGAAUUGAAAGAAUCGGAAGUAAAAAAUACUGUUUGUGAACAAAAGACCAAAGAGUCUGAAGUUUCAGCAGAAAACCAGACAUCUAUUGAAGAUAAAGCAGACAAAAGUUCUGAUACUAAUACUCCAAAAACUGAAGCUGUUAGACCUGGUAUUGAGAUAUCAAAAGAAUUACAUACCACUGAAAAAAGACAUGAUACAAAAGAAGAUAUUAAAGUCAUUGAAAAUGAAGUUAAAUCUAAUCCUACUGAUAACCUGCCUUCCCAAAGUAACUUAGAAAAAAGAAACUCUGAGGUUAAACCUUCAAAUAUUAUUUCAUGCAAAAUUACUGAAGAAUCUGUGCCUAAAAUUAAUGAAAAUUCAAAUGUUGUAAGCAGUUCUACUGAAACUAAAGAAGCAAGUUCAUUGCAUAAAGAGUCAAUGAAGGAUGUUAAGUUACUAAAACCUGAAAAGGAGACUGGAGGCUCACAGCAAGUCAAAGUUGGUGAAGUAUCCUCUUCACAAGAGGCACAUAUUACCGAGAAAACUAAGAGUGAAAACGUUGAAGUUAUCGAUAAUGUUGAUCAAGAUAGUGACAAAUUAAACACAGAAACUCCUGAAAGAAAAGAGAAGGUCAAGGAUGUAGAAAAAGCUACUUCAGAAGACUUAAAAGAAUGUGCCAAAUCAGAUAUUUUGAGACCUGAACAGAAUACCUCUAAAGAGAGCCCUGUUUCGCUUCAAGUAGUUACCGCACAGGCAACUGUUUCCUCUGAAAAGCCAGCAGAAUCCAAAGCCGCGGAUGAAAUGGCAAAAGUUGACAAUGUAAAUAAUAAACAAGAUACCAUUUUAGAUAUAAAUUGUAAAAAACCGGAGUUACAAACUUUUUCAGAUCAUGUGAAACCUGAAAUAUUAGAGAAAAUGAAAACUGACAUAUUAUCCAAGGAAACUGAACAAUCUAUGAAAGUGGUUAAUGAAGUUAAACCAAAUUUGCCUCCUGUCGAUAGUAACAAAAGUAAAGACGUUAAACCUGUAGAAAUAAAUAAAGUUGUAGCCCCAAGCGCCGAUAUAGAUAAAAAAGAAAUUCCUAAACUAACUAAACCUGCACCUAUUAAACCAAUUAAUAAUAAUCAUGCUGCAGUACCUUUUGGUAAAUGGACAGAAGCCAAUAGACAAGAAUUUCUAAACAAAAUAAAAGAAUCGAAGGUUCCUACUAACCAUUCUAAUGGAAAACAAAUAAAGAAUUCCAAUGAUUUAAAUAGAAGAGAUAUUUUGAAGAAAAUAGACAGCCAAAGAAGUAAUAUUGCUACGGCGAAAGCUCAAGAAAUCGCGAACAUAGCAAAAUUAGGACAAGGAGUGAAAAAAGAGGCACCUAUAUUUAUUAACAAAUCUUCAGUCAGUCACGACACUAAAAUUCCUAUGAAAUCUGAGACGCAGGAUAUAAAAAGUAAGCCAGCAAUAAUUAGUAGAAAGACAGCUAAACAUGAAACUGUUCCAAAUCCUGUGCCAGAAAUGACAACCGCCACUGCAACAUCUGCUAAUGCUGUGAAAAAAGAAUUGAGGACAGAAAUAAAUAAUCAAGAUCUGAUUGACAAAACCAUCGACGAUAUUAUAGGGAAGGCGGUUACAGUAAAGGACCAGGAUGAUACAAACGCUGAAAAGAACACUGUUAAGGAGUCAGCUGCAAAAUCAAAACGAGAGGAGAAACCUCGGCCAGUAGAAAAACCUAAAAUAAAUGAAAGAAAAGCAAUUGAGAAGCGUUUACCUGUUCAUAGACCCAAACCUAUUGAAAGACCUAAACCGACUGAGAAACCAAAACCAGUUGAUCCACCAAAACCCGUCGUUAAACAAGGUGCGAUAAAAACCGGAAUGACUUUACUAGAUGAUAUUGAAAUGGAAAUGAAUAAAUUGCACGGCAUCCCUUUUGUAGAACGGCCUCAACACGAAUUACCGCAAGUUUCUCAAAGACAGCCUUUUAGAACUUAUAGCAAAGCUGAAAGUGAGAAAGAUACAGAUAAAAAUGUUAAAGUUCCUAAAUUAUUACCUUUCGUUAAUAAAGCUCAACAAAAGAUGAUCAAAGAUAGUACAAUAGAUCUUGAUUCUGAAGAAGAGAUUAUAGAACAUGAGCCUAUUACAGGAGACAUAGAGAUGAACAAGAAAGAACUACCAACUAAAUCUUCAAAUGCUCCAAUUUAUGUACCCUCUACGACUACAGAUUCAUCAAAGAAAGAAGCAAUUAUAACCGAAAAUGAUUUCGAUAAAUUUGCUAGGAGGAAUUCUAAAACUUAUGAAAAUUGCUUAAAAGUCAACUUUGAUGGCAGCGAAUCACAUAACGUAAUUCAAACUGUUGUAGAAAAAGAUAAUUUAAAAAUUGGACCCAAAACUGAAACAGUAUCUGCUGAUAGUAAAACAGCUCAAAAAGAUCUAAUUAAUACAAAACCAGUCAAAAAACAGAAUCUAAUGUUUACUGAUAAUGAUCCAAAUAAGCACUAUCCGUCUAAAGUUAAAAUGGCUUACCAAUCUGUAAUGACUGCUAAAAGACAACUAGAACGUCCAAUUACUAUUAUUGAAGAUAAACCUGUGAAAGUCAUGUAUGUGGAUUCUAAUAUGGACUUUAAUCCUCAUACCCUAAAUGUCCAAGGAAAAGAACUUACACCGCCAAGCAUACAUAUACCAGAAAUCGAUGCUAACACUGCUAGCUCUUGUGAUUCACUGGAUUCUGACCUUGGUAUAGUUGAUGAUGCUAAGUCACAAGAUGAAAUAAGGUCAAAAACUAAACAUCAAAGAAAACAAGUUCUGACGCCUGUGGACAACCCCGACUUGGAGCUAAUCGAGCCUGAAGAUCUCGGUUAUAUUGUAUCACCUAAAAAGAAGCGGCGGACAGAAGAAAGUAGACAUGAAAAAAGCCCCAGGGCUCUCGUGCCAAAGAAGUCAUAUUUGCUUGGACGCAAUACAGAGGAUAAAGUGGCAAAGACAGUCGAUUUAUCUCAAAACACUUUCAAAGAGUCAUUGAACAAAGAAGAACCCCCUAAAACGCACAAUGCUGCUUCAGCUAUUGACAGUUUAGUAAAAGCUGCAGCUUUAAUUGAGACUCAGUCUGAAAAUGUAUUAAACAAUGUUUGUGAUACUCCAAGCACAGAUUCACCAACUGUUACUCCCGCAAAAAGAGGUCGUGGUCGGCCACGAAAAUAUCCACUUCCUGAAGGAGCAGCUGACAAAAAUAAAGCACCUAGUCCACAAAAGAAACCGCGGUUGAUAGACGCCAAAAUAAAGAAACCCGAACCCAUUUCCGAUGAUGAUAGUAGUGAAGAUGAAGUUAUUAAGGAAAAUUGGACGAUGGGAAAAAUAAACGAGAAUAUUGUAUGUCCAAUUUGUAGCAAGUUGUUUAGGUCGGAAAACGUUGUUUUUAAACACGUAAAACAUUGCACAGGUCCUUCGCCGAACCGAUCUGACUCUGACAAAAGAAGUCCAAGGAGAGGAAGAUUUUCGCAGGAAUCCGAAUCCACAGAGAGCAAGACAACGGAUGAUACGGACUUUGAAAUAGAAAAGAUAGCACCCAAAAAACGUAAGUCCAAAGAAAGCCCUGUCAAGCCCGCGACAGAAAAAGACGACAUCAUUGUUAUUGAAGACACGCCUAUAAAAGAAAGAAUUGAAAAACGUGAAGUUAAGACUCAUGAAACAAAAAAAGUUGUCAAAAAUAAAGUACAAGAUAAUAAAGUCAACAACUUGGUUUGUGAAAUUUGUGGCAAGACAUUUAGACAGUUAUCAUACUUAGUGAGUCACAAGCUGCUACAUGGCAAAGAUGAACAAAAGAAGGUCGAGCCUGCACAAGACCAAUCUAAAUCUGUGUUUAGUUGCGACGUCUGCAAAAAAGAGUUCAGAAAACUCCACCAUUUAGUUCAACACCGUAUAAUACACAAUCCUAAUGCGAUGCCCGCUAGAUUAUCGAGAAAAAGUUCAUUAGAACAAAAGGACAAUAAAAUUGAUAAGGACCAAGUUUCUAAACAAAGCGAAGAUCCAAGCGCAGGCUUCCGUUGUGAACCUUGUGAUAAGUCAUUUAGGAAACUGCAUCAUCUUGUUGAACACAGAGAAACGCAUGAUGGAAUCAACCGGCAAAAGAUUGUACCGGCACCGCCAGUACAUGACAAACUACCUCCUCCGCCUCAGUGCGAGGUUUGCAAGAAAACAUUCAGGAAACUGCAUCAUUUGAUUGAACACAAAGAACAACACUUGGAAACUAGUUCUGAAAAAUCUGAUGACAAAAGUGUUAAGAGUUCUUUGUCUACUAAAGAUAUCAUCCACGAAUGUUCCCUGUGUUAUAUGGUGUUCCCUAAUGAACAUUCACUUACGAAACACACAGUUAUAUGCCAGAAAAAGAAGAAACAAUCUGCGACCAAAGCUUUGAAGCAACUUGAAGACGGUUCUGAAGUCACAAAAGACCAGAAAGAAGACACAGUUUCUGAACCAACUAAACAAGACGAAGAUUUGAAGACUAUUGAGGAAAUAGCUUCAGAUGAUACACAGAACAGCGAUAUCCCAAUUUCAAAAUUUGUGCCUGAAAGAAAAUCGACUGAAUCUAAUAUCAAUAGUGCUUCUGAACAAAAAUCUCAAAUCACUCCAGAAGUAGAUAAACCAGAACCGAUAACGGUAAAAGAAAGCGAAAAGGAAACUACAUCGAAGGAACCUGAUACAAAGCUUUUAAAAGAGACUAAGCAGAUAGAAAAUGCUUCCAAAGUGCAAGUAGAUUCAGAAAUACCUGUGAAAAUACCGAAAACAGAUGAAAAAGAGACUGGAAAGACGGCGAAAAAGAAAACAUUGGCCAAAGAAAAAUCUGCUACCGUUGCUAAACGUCAGAAAUCUAUAAGUGCUCCGCUUCCAGUCGUCGCCGAGGUGAAGGCAGCCGAAUCGAGCGACGACGACGAAGUCAGAUACAUGCUCAACCCCGACUUCAAAGUGGAGGAAACAGCUGAAGCCAAAAUAUUCAUGAAAGUUAAAGCAAAGAAACGCAACUCGCUACAAAUCGAACGGCCCAAUUCUAAAGAUCUAGUCAAAAGACGAAUAUCACUACAACAUCCGCCCAAGAUCCCUCGUUUGAAGCCAAAACCUAUUGUGCCUAAAGUUCCUGUUAGUACAGUCGCACCAGUCAAAUCCAAGCCUGAUUUAGAUCCAGUGCCUUCCACGGAUUCUGACGAUAGUGACGUCAAAUACUCUUUCCCAAAACCAACUGUUGAGAAAGCAAAGCUCGCGUCACAAGAAACACCGAAAGAAGCUAAGAGCACGCCAAGAAAAUCGUUGGCGGACAAGAGGAAAUCUCUCGGAGGCAUAGCCAAGCGGAAGUCUAUGGGGAAGGCCAUUAUCGCGAAGCACAAAGUGAAACCUUCGCCUUUGAAGACGAUUAAAAGACGCACAGCAGAGAUUGAGCACCGUUGCGACUGCGGCCAGCUGUUCAGCAGCGCGGCGCUGCUGUGCCGCCACACCUCGCUGGCCCACACGCCGCCGCGCGUGCGCCGCCGCCGCUCGCCGCCGCCCGCCGCAGCCUCAGCCUCAGCCGCAGCCUCGCGACCCCACGCGGAAUCCCGCAAGUCCAGCACCCGAAGCGACACCUCCAACAAAGAAAGAAACAGUGAAAAACCGAGUGCUAAAAGUGAAGUGCGCAAGUCGAUUAAAGUUGAGGAAUCUACGAAAAAGACGAGUACGAAAGUCAGGCGGUCCAAUGCCCAUCGCGGCGUGCCCGUGCCGGAGAAGAUGAGGAAACUCAUGGAGAAAAUGAAAUAGUCAUGUUUUGUGUAAUGUAAUUCGUGAAUGGGUUAUAUAUAUAGGGAUUGCGGAACCCGGAUACUUUGAACACAAUAUUCGUGGUACAACCAUAACUUGGGAAUGUUCUGGUUUGAAUCAAUGCAUCAAAUACCGACAAAAUAGAUAACUGCAGGAACUUUUCCUUGAUUUCGGGCAAAAACUUAUGUUAAGAAUUUAUCAACAAUAUUAUCUGUUCAUCCUAUCACUAGUUUGAAGUAUCUGGAAUGAAGAAUUUGGCAAACCCUAGUUGUUGAAAGCGAUUGGACUGAAUCCACAAUCCCGGGGAUACUUCGGGAUGGUAGAAUAAGGUAAGAUAGGCGAAGCGCUAGACUUUCUAGAUGAGAUACAUCACAAAUAGCGAUGUGAUCGCUCAGAUCGUUCCCGUAAUAUUUCCGAAAUCUGCGUGAAAUCUCAAGAGAGGAAAUUUUCGAGAACAGAAAAUAUCUCAGGGACACCUCGCUAGUCUCAACGCUCCCAAGCAACAGGCGGACCAUGUAUAAAUGAAAUAUUUUUACAAAUGAUGCGCGACGUCAAACAAUAUUUUUAAUCUGUAAAGCGUUGAUCUUGUCUAAAUGUGUAAAUUGGAACUUAACAUUAUAGAUAUGUUGUCAAUUUGUUCUAGUUUCUAAGUAAAUGCAUGAUUGAAAUAAUAAUUUAAAUAUUUUAUUAGUUUUAAGUGAUAAUAUUUUCGGCAUUAUAUUUUUUCCAUACAGUGCAAUUGUUAUUAAGUACUGUAUUUGAUACAUAAUAUUGUUCACCAUUUUGUAAUAGUUUGACACAUUUAGUUGGUAAUGUUACCGAAUCUUUGAGUUGAAAUAUAUUUUAGUCAUAAAUAUAUCUUAUGCCCCAAGAAACAAGUAUAUCUUAAGUUUUAUAUUGUUUUAGUAAAAAUAUUUUGCCUAAACAAAAUGGCCUAUAGAACCGAAAAUAGAAAAAUAUAAUUCUUUUUUUCUAUGCCAUAAAUAAAUUGACAUAAUUUCACGUUUCGAUCGGGGCGCAGGAUAUGUUGAUAUUUUCCAUACAUAUCUUUAUCAUCAUUACAGUAAUGUAAUAUAAAGAAAGGAAUUUAAGAGCUUACUUAAAAAUAAUUCCACUUUGAUUUGGAGAAAUUCAAAGUAAUAUAAUUACGCUAUAUAAUAUGAGCUUCCCAAUUUAUUGGUGUUUGUUUUGUGCUUCAUAGUAUGUUUUGAGACUAGGAAUUAGGAAAAUUUAUUGUCAGACAUCUGACGCACAAUGAAAAAUGACGAUAAACCUCAAUUCGGAUACAAUUUUGAUGUAGAUUGUAGGAUUAGACCAAGAUAUAACUGUUUUCAAAAUUUUAUCUGUUUUGGUACUCUGGAUUGGUCUGUGGUGGUGGUUAUGGAACAAAAUUAAGUUCCAUUUUGGGAAUAUGAGAAUUUCAGGGACCGGAUAGUUUUAUCUUAUUGAUUGGGUAACUACAGCAUAUGCGUUUUACACAGCAUUGAUUCAGUUGGCAAAAAAAAUAAAGAAAUAUCUUUCGUAGGUAUUUGAUAAAUCCACAUCAAGAUCCACAUACACUUACCAAAGCGCAUGCUUGCACCGAUCUUUUGAGAAUCGGCCAUUCAAAUAACGUCUAAAAUCCGGCCCCUGAUGAGAGUAAGUUAGUAGGUAUAGAAAUUGUUGUUACUAUAAACAUACAUAGUAAGCGGAAUUUGAUCAGAACGACAUCGAUUUUGAAGCUAUUCUGUAUUGACACACUUAAUUUAAAAAAUAAAGCCUAAUCACAUUUGACGUGAUAUACACAAACAUUGCGAAAGUUGUUACACAUGUAGAAUCCAGAAGGAAAAUGCUCAUUGUUGCUUUCCUUCCGAAUUCUACAUUUUUGUAAAUGUGGUAAUAAAGUGCAAAAUAUUAAAUACUGCAUUGAUGUACUCAUCUUUAGUUAAUGAUCUUUUGAUCUUGCUCUUAGGCUAUGUUUUAGUAAUUUUUCUAAUAGUUAUCCAGCGUAUAUUAAGUUUGUAGCAUAAAAUCGAAUGUCUUGCUGGCAACCAUCUUUGAUUGCAGUGUGUGGGUAUUCAUAGAAUGAUGCUCUCAGAAAUAGAGAACUAGGACCAAAAUAUAUAUCUAUAACAAUUCUGUUUGUAAUGAUUAUAUUAUGUUGUUUUUAAUUUUAAAUGAUGUUUAUUGUCUAGACUAACAGUGUAUAUGUAAUAAAUAAAAAGUAGACCGUGUCGUGAGAUUUAUGUUUUAGAAGCAUUUAACAUAAAAAAAAUAAAUUUUAUAUAUGUAGAUGAUAUCAUUAUUUUUAAUAUGAUGAUGCAAUUUUCAUUAAUGGGUUAUAAAUAAAUUGUCUAUAAAUAAUAA